Drosophila novamexicana is the source of this 1412-nucleotide messenger RNA. Its product is annotated as NTF2-related export protein-like. Lineage: Eukaryota; Metazoa; Arthropoda; Insecta; Diptera; Drosophilidae. Gene Ontology annotation, cellular component: nuclear pore central transport channel. The coding region runs from base 928 to 1335 and encodes 135 amino acids. The record is from RefSeq and is a predicted model, not a curated record. Gene Ontology annotation, biological process: protein import into nucleus. The transcript has 4 exons.
AUUAUCGACGCCAUUUUCUUUUUGUCAAACUGACAGCUUUCGCUGCUGAUGUAUUUUGUCGCAGGAGUUGUACGAAGAUUACAUCGGUUGAGACGGCAUUGAGCUUUUCAUAAGCUAUGAAUCAUAUCAAUUUUAAGCAGAGAACCCGUAUGCAGACAACUUAAAAAGAUUUUAACUGUCUGCUGAGUGCUAAGAAAUGCGUCAUUCGAAGUAGUUGCAAAAGUUCUACAUGAAUUUCUAAUUACGGACUAUUGUCGCAAAAAGUGCUGCCAAUUUCGCUAAAACGGCUGUGAAAUGGAAUAACAUUAGUUAGGAUAUUAAGGCCCGAGGACUUCACGGCCUUAAAUAACGCCUUUUUGGAUGCGAUGUACGUAUGCCAACACGGGUAGCUGUAAAUUUACCUUUGUAUUUAUUUGAAAUCUUAUCAAAAUACUUAUCAUAAUAUACAAAACGUCAGUUUUAUCAACCAAAUGGGAAUUUGUAAGACGCCAUGUUUAUCUGAUGAGCUUAACAGAAAUAUAUCGAUUAAUGCAAGCUCGAUAAAUCGCUAUUCGCCUUGACGCGCGCCCCGAUAAUAUAUCGAAAUCUUUCUUCUCAGCUUGAAGGCGAAAGCACAAGGUGCUGCGCAACGUGUGCGCGACCAAAAAUACCUUGAUAGUUUUGUCAAAAGCAGCAAAAACUGUUGUGUCAGAUCAUAAACAAAUCACAAUUUAAUGCAGGCAAAGCAUUUACAGUAAACCCUGAAGAGUUGUCGGUUGAACGGUACUUUAGCAGCUCUAAUUGAUUUGCCUAAUAAAUUUGCCAUUUACCUUGGAAAAGGGAGCACCAAGCCCAAUUUGCUGCCUGCACAGGUAUUUAAAACUUUCCUGUCGGUCAUCAAUUUCGGCAAAUCAGUGGAUACGCAAAGUCAACCUAAAAACGAACGGAAUGAACAGAGAUUUAAGGGCAAAAAUCGAAGCAUGCAAUCGCACAGCCGAAGAAUUUACGCGUCUGUACUACGCCUCUUUGGACAAUCGGCGCCAUCAAAUGGGUCGUUUGUAUAUAGAGAGUGCUAAACUAACAUGGAAUGGCAACGGCGCACUGGGCCGUGAGCCCAUUGAAAAACAGUUCUUAGACUUGCCGCCGUCGCGUCAUCAGCUGACAACGCUGGAUUCUCAGCCCAUCCUUGACCCGGCUGUGGGCGAUCAGAUCACGUAUAUGGUUCUGGGCAGCGGAACGGUCAAAUACGCUGAGCAUCCGACGUGCAUCUUUCAGCAAUCCUUUGUCAUAACCGCUGAGAAUGAUAAAUGGAAAAUCGCUUCGGAUUGUUAUCGCCUGCAGGAGCCGAUAAUUUAAACAAUUUACCGAUUCGAAAAUGUUAUCAUUAAAAAAAAAAAAGAAAGAAUUCUAUUAUAAAGCCUAUGGCAACAGCG